Messenger RNA from Malaya genurostris, 1230 nucleotides. RefSeq names its product nuclear pore glycoprotein p62 (gene Nup62). Gene Ontology annotation, molecular function: phospholipid binding; structural constituent of nuclear pore. The record is from RefSeq and is a predicted model, not a curated record. The transcript has a single exon. Lineage: Eukaryota; Metazoa; Arthropoda; Insecta; Diptera; Culicidae. Bases 269 to 1186 code for a protein of 305 amino acids. Gene Ontology annotation, biological process: RNA export from nucleus; protein import into nucleus. Gene Ontology annotation, cellular component: nuclear pore central transport channel; nuclear pore.
GAAAGGUGGUGGUGACAGCGUUUUUGAUUACUUAAAUGAACCCCGGUCACAAUAUCCUAGUACAUUUGUUGUAGAAAUUCUGACACAGAUAGAUUUUUGCACAACAUAUAGAAUUUUAUACAAAUGACUUGGCAACUCUGAGGUGGAGUAGUGCGCGUUUUGAUUAGUUUUACGUCAAUUUUAAAACAAUCGGAUUGAAAUUAUCUGCUUUUAAUUGAGUAAACUAUAGUUUUUGUCCGAUAGUGAUACGUUUUGGUAAACAACUAAAAUGAAUUUUACUUACGGCACUCCAGCCACCAGUACAACACCCUCUUUGGCUACAAACCCAGUCACAACCUCUAGUUCCGGUUUUAACUUCUCUGGUGCUACGUUUGGUGCUUCUACGGCUACAACCACAACGUCGAUAUCUACUGCGGCAACUGUUACUACAGCACCGACGCUUUCCUUCGGCUCGGGCACAACCCCAGCUACUCAAGCUACCGCACCAGCAACAACUAGUGCUAGUCAACUCAGUUUUGCAAUUCCAAAGCCGGCUGAACAAACUCAACCAGCAGCAAACCUAACUACCACUACUCAAACAACACAAUCGUCCUCCGUUUCCGGAACACAGUUAAAUUUCUGUCAACUUGAAGAGUUUAUUAACAAGUGGACUUUGGAACUUGAAGAACAAGAAAAACUCUUUACGAAUCAGGCUACUCAGGUCAACGCGUGGGAUAAAUUAUUACUGGCUAAUGGGGAAAAAAUAAUCACACUCAAUGAAGCGGUUGAGAAAGUUAAAGCGGAACAAGAUGCAAUGGAACAGGAACUUGAAUUCAUUACCGCACAACAUACAGAGUUAGAGGAAUGCAUUGUCCCGCUGGAAGAGGAAUUGUCUAAAAUAGUGCAGGUGGAUAUCGAACGCGGUCAAACAUAUUCAAUGGCCGAAACUCUGGACUCUCAAUUAAAGCAAAUGUCCGAAGACUUAAAGGAAGUAAUUGAGCACCUGAAUGAAUCGAAUAAGUACUCAGACCCAAGUGAUCCUUUAGUACAGAUCGGAAAGAUAUUGAACGCACACAUGAAUUCUCUACAGUGGAUUGAGUCUUCAACAUCUGGAAUCACCAAUCGGUUGGAAGAAAUCGGAAAAAUGCACGAUACAUUAAGAAAGGAUAACGAACGUUCGUUCAGACUAACUUAUUAUGAUAAUUGAAAAGUAAUUUAUUAUUUUACUGAAUAAAUGUUCAAAAAAAUGUG